UUAUGUAAAUUUUUUUGUGGCACAAUAAGGUGAUGCAGCAUCAAGUAAGAGUAGUAGUCUUUUAGCGGCGCUCCUGAAGUAUGCGUACCAGAUGGCGGACACUGGAACAUAGUAUGUGUACCAGACACCAAAAUACCAGUAUAAUUAGAGAAGACUAUAUAUCUUAUCUGACUGGCCAUUUGGCUGAAGAAACUGCGAAAUGGAAUUGGCAAGAUCUACUGAUCCUUUCAUACCAGAUUUAGAAUACCUACUCAAUUCUGUUCAGUAUAUGAAUCCUGUGAAGAAAUCUUGCAAAAAAGAAAACAAGUUGGAUGACGAAAUUCCAAAUUUCAGUGAAGCAUAUCUCGGACCACAAAUAUGGAACAAUACUAUGGGAGACGAUGAAAUGAAACUGGGACAAAUAGAUUUGGAAGAACUCAUGAAUGAGAACAACUUAAAUAAAGAGUUGGACAUUUCCUUGCUCUCGUCUCCACAAGAAUCUGGAUCCAAAAAUGAUAUUCCGGAUCAAAAUCUUGGUUCGAAUAAAGAAAAAGAAAAAACAUUAGAAGACCAAAGCCCCGAUUUUCAUGCGGCUUAUCUCGGACCCCAAAUCUGGAACAAUGCCCAGUGCAUUGACGGUGAAAUGAAAUUGGAACAAUUGGAUUUGGAAGAACUUCUUGAUGACAGUGAUUUGAACAGAGAAGUUGAUAUUACUUUGCUGAAUUUACAACAAGAAUCCGGUUUGAAAAAUGAUCAUGUAACUCAUAUUGGCAAAGAAAGUGAAGAUGAACAGUAUGCCUUGAUUGACUCCCGAGACAAGGUCCAUUCCCCCUAUCUCGCUAAUUCUCCCCAGUUCACACAAUUCAACAAUGUGUCGUACAACCAACAGUCUCCCACCCACACUAUCCCCAUGUCCCCUGGGUUGGAUGUAGCUCUCCCACCUGUCCCACUUUGCGAGUUGGAGCAAAAGUCUACCGACUGUCUCCAGUUUGAGGCUGAUGGAAUGGAUACAAUGUCGAAAGAGGGAGAUAGUGAUUCAGAGUCUUUUGACCCUUGCAAGAGAUCUUUCACUGAUGAUGAGUUGAAACCGCAACCUAUUAUAAGAAAAGCAAGGAAGGUCCAUGUGCCAGAUGAUUGCAAGGAUGAGAAGUAUUGGCAGAAGAGGGUGAAGAACAAUGUUGCUGCGAAGCGUUCUCGUGAAGCGAGGCGUAUCAAAGAAAACCAAAUUGCGAUGAGGACCAAGUUCUUGGAAAAAGAAAAUUCCAAUUUGCAUGGCGAAGUGAAAGCGCUCAGGGUUGAACUGCAAAGGCUGAUGGACAUUGUCGCUAAGUAUGAAAAGUAGGAUGCCAUCGCCAACUCUACCAGAUGAACUUUGACGCUGUUUUGUUUAAAUGCUCACAUCUCUAUCAUUUUUUCUGCUUGUUUGUUGUAAAUAAAAUAACAUUUAUGUAAACCAUUAAAAACUACAUUGUGGAGCUUAAAUGGAAUUAGUCUCGGAAGCAUGUUUCAUCGAUGGCUAUUUAUUGUCAUUUUUAGUAUUUAAAUUGGGGAAAAACAAUUAUUUGUCAAAAAUUUGCAUAGAAAAUUUAACUUUCCUAUUUUAAAGCGUUGUCUUAUUAUGCUUAUUAUUAGAAAAUUCGUCACAUACUGAAAAGAUAAAUUAAAUUGCUUGUUAAGAAAUCAUAUAUAACACCAUAAUGGGCCCCAUGUGUGGUAUUGGGUAUUGGAAAAAAACAAGCAUUUUUACCAAAUAUAACUAUGGUGUUAUGGGAUUUUUAGGUAGUACAUUCGCACCUAUCUUUGUAGUUGAUUAUACUGUAUCAAUAUUCUGUAUAUAUUUUGUAUUUUUGCAAUAUUUUGCAAAUAUACAAGCAAUAUUUUGAUUAUUUUGUAUAUUAAUCAAUACUGAUUAAUAUUGAAAUAUCCAUUUAAUGAGUUUUCAGAUUCAGUCGUGUUCGAUUGUUUGCUUUCCAAAUGAAUCCUAAAUUUAGGAUAGUUUUGCGAUAUUAUUAUACAGUUUCUGUAUUUGGGCUCGUUAGUAUCCAAAAUAUUAAACAAAUUAAUAUUACUAUACACUCCUUAAACUCUAGCUGACAGGGAAACUCAUUCCCGAAUUCUUUUUUAUAUAAUCCAAUUUGAUUUUAUCAUUGGUACGAAUCUAAUGGAAAUACGUAAUACCAUCGGAUGUGGAUUAGUCAUAACAGGAAGAAUUAAAAAUUGUUGGUUAAAUAUUAUUUGGCUUUUUUUGAUUGCCCAAAAUAGAACUAAUAUUAAGAUACAUGAUACAUAGACAGUUAAUUUUGAUGUAUUGUUUAAAUCGGUGUUCUUCUGACUUUUUUCAUCAGGACCCACUUGGCACGACCAAAAAAGUAAAAUAAUAAAAAAAAUAUUUAAAAAAAAUAAUUGACAGUAGCAGACAACACUGAUGUGCUUGCAUAUUUUGCGCAAAAAAAUCGAAUUCUGGGUCUAUUUGGGUGAUGGUGGGUCUCUGUAUUGGUUCCAUCUUUCAAAUUUGAUUGAUAUUUCAUUUCAACAUGGGUAGUUAAGUAUCCGUGGCCCCCUUUUCAAAGAAUCUCAAUCCUCCUAUCCCGUGCUCUUCCAUAAAAAUACCUAGAUGUGCUUCGAAAGUGACUUAAAAUUAUCAGAAAGUGUUAUGAGUGUAUAUGCUCUGGCAAAACAUGGUAUGGCAUCUGCCGGUCCUUUUACCUUUCAAUGGGAUCAUAUUUAUUUGUGCCGUUAUUCAUCUCCUCUCCCAAAGAUAGAAACUAAAUUUGCAUUCCAGGGCUUACCAGGUUUUUUGUUGUUAAUAUUGUAUCUCAUCAUAAUUUUUUUGUUUACAAUGAUCAUGUCCUUUGAGAAAAAUACUUUCUGAAUUGGGUUUAUUGUUGUUAAAUUUCAUAAAAUUGAUGGUAGAAGUAAAUACAGUAAAUUAUCCCAGCCUGAAAAGGAUAGUGCAGGCGAGCAUGUGCGGCCAGAGAAAAUUUUCAACCAAUUCCGGGUUUGAAAAAAUUUUUGCUUUGAGAAAAUCAAUUCAGAAUUUCGCACCAUUGGAAUUGUUAAUAUUAGCGUUGACACCCCAAAAACAUGUAAAACUCCAUAGCCCAAACAAUCAAUGCGAUUUGAAUGGUUUUUUCAAUGUUGGAAAUUCUUCUCAAUUAACACAUGAUUAUUGUAUUUCAUCUCAAUUGUAAUUAAGUCAUUGCCUCAACAGUAUAUGUAAAUAUAUCAGUGCUUCGUCUGUCAA
Messenger RNA from Styela clava, 3223 nucleotides. RefSeq names its product hepatic leukemia factor-like. Lineage: Eukaryota; Metazoa; Chordata; Ascidiacea; Stolidobranchia; Styelidae. Gene Ontology annotation, molecular function: RNA polymerase II cis-regulatory region sequence-specific DNA binding; DNA-binding transcription factor activity, RNA polymerase II-specific. Gene Ontology annotation, biological process: regulation of transcription by RNA polymerase II. The record is from RefSeq and is a predicted model, not a curated record. Gene Ontology annotation, cellular component: nucleus.